GAAUCAUUUUCCCGAAUAUGUUCUUAGAAGAGGGUGACGAAGCUCACGAGGUUCCGAAGCCACGCCGGUAACCCACGGCCACCAUUCACUCUUCCCACACUCUCACAACCACCACUCACCACCACCACCACCGCCGUCAUCACCACCGUCACUUCACUCAAAACGCCGCCGCCGCCGCUCGCAAUUCCCCAAUUCAACACAACCGCCGCAAAACAACCUUCUUCUCCGUCGCUUCCAUGAAUCCCUCCGCCGCAGCGCCACUCUGGAUCCCCGAAGAUGAUUUUCUCCUCAAGAACGCCGUCGAGGCUGGAGCUUCGCUCGAAUCGCUGGCCAAAGGAGCGGUUCGAUUCUCCCGGAGGUACUCCCUCACGCAAAUUCAGGAUCGGUGGCGCUCUAUCCUCUAUGGUCCUGAAGAAUCGGCUAAGGCUGCAGCUUCCAUGCUGAAUUUGGAGCUUAGCAGGUUCGCCGGCGCCGGAGCCGGAGCCAAGGAAGCAGCGUCCGACGCCGGCAACGGCCGCCGGGUGAAGAUGAAAAUCGAGACGUUCCGCAAGAGGAAAAGGGAUUCGCUCCGGAAGCAGUACUACGAGAGGAUGAGGAUGCGGAAGUUGAUUCGCAUGGAGGUUUUGGACUCUUUGGAUAUUGGGUUCGAUGAUGGAGUGAGAAUCGUUGAUGACGCGGUUGGCUAUGAAGGAGAUGAAAUUGGAGGUAAUUUGAAUUGUGACAUGAACCAUUUGCAUGUGGAUAGUGUUGUUGGUUUUGAUGAAGCAGGGGUGGGGCCAUUGAAUUCAAUGAGUGAUGCCCCUCUGUGGAAGACAAUUGAGGAUGUUUCUGCUCCUGUUUUGCCUAGUGGCAAUGCUGUGUUGAGUGUUCCUGGUGGUGCUGCUGUGUUGGGAGAGGAGGGUGUGCGGAUUUCUGAUUCUCUCAUGGAUUUGACCAAUGGGGAUGAUGAGGGGCUUCUGUUGGAUGGGACCGCGAAGGAGAAGCUGGGUUGUGAUGAUAAAAUUGUUUCUGAGAAUGUUGAUGCAUCUGUUGUUGUUCCUGAAUUGCUGAAGCUGGAUACAGGAACAAAACUUGCUGUGCGAAGGGGGUCAUCUGCUGCUGAGCUAGGGGUUGGUUUCAACUCUUCAGGUGAAAGUCAUGGGGAUAUGGAUCUGGUUUCUGAUCCGGGAAAUGAAGUACGACCAUCAUCGGCUACUGCUGCAGUACAAAGUCCUCACCCUGAAAGAAGUGAGGACCUUAGGAUCUGUGUUUUGAACACUGAGGAUACUGAUGUCCCUGUUAAUGACAGUGUAAAUCUAUCUGUUGUAGCUCCCCGUUCGGUGGCUAUGAAAUCUCAACGGGUUGCUAAUGACUGUGUAAAUGUAUCUGAUGUAGUUCCUCGUUCGGUGGUUGCUAAUGACUGUGUAAAUGUAUCUGUUGUAGCUCCUCGUUCGGUGCCUCUGAAAUCUCAAUCGAUUGCUAAAGAGGUGGGUUAUUCAGAUCCCUCUAUUAGUAAUCAAAGGAAAAAUGUACCAGCCGGAAGCUUGGAGAAAGAAGAAAUGAACAGGGCGGGUUUAGUGCCUACUAUAAACUCAAGCAAUACGCCUAUUGGGGUUGUAAUGAAAGCUGAAAUUUCUACUGGAAACUCUAUUUCUGCAGUUUCUAGACAGAAUAAUAAUGUCAACAUCAAGCCAAGUCAGAGCAGAUUAGGGCAUGCAAAACAAGAGGAAAUCGAUGCUUUGGCUUCUGCUGUAGUUUAUGCACAUCCAAAGGCAAAGGAUCAUAUGGCUUCGAAGAAAUUGGAAGAAAAAUCAUUGUCACACCGUCAGGAAGAAGGAGAUGAUGAUGAUAGCGAUGCUGAUGACAGCGAUGAGGAUGAAAUUCCUUACUAUUCUGAUGCUGAGAAAAUGAUUCUUGAAAUGGAUUUAUGUCCAGCUGAUGAAGAUAUAAAUGCAAGUAGAGAAGUCUUGGAGUAUCAACAUGAAGAAACAAAGAGGGCCAUCAUGAGAUUGGAGCAAUGUGCUCAUGCCUUCACGCAAAGAGCCAUUGCAUCUGAAGGUGCACUUGCGGUAUUGUAUGGGCGCAAGAUGAAGCAGUAUAUUAAGAAAAGUGAGGUCAUACUUGGCAGAGCAACAGAAGGUGUGCAAGUUGAUAUUGACUUAGGAAGAGAAGGGCGUGCUAACAAAAUAUCUAGAAGACAAGCCUUGAUAAAGAUGGAUGCAAAUGGUUCUUUCAUUAUUAAGAAUCUUGGCAGGAGAUCUAUCUUCUUGAAUGGCAAAGAAGUUGCCCAUGGACAGCUGCGUGGUCUCAGUCCUAGUUGUUUGAUCGAGAUUACUGGCCUGUCGUUCGUCUUUGAGUUCAAUAGCAUGUCUGUUAAGAGGUUUUUAGAAAAUGUGGAUCCAAAGAGAGAAAGCUGAAAGGAAGACAUAUUAGGAUAAUGUCAUGCCGGCCAAAAAAUAGAAGUUAGAACAGUUAUUAUUUAACAUUAAGGUAUUGUCAUCCAGUCAGAACUCAUAGUAGACAUGUGAUGUAGAUUUAAGAUAUAAUAACUAAAGAAGCUAUAUAAUUAUUAUAAAUAUAGAUGGGGGAACUUAAUUGUUAUUAA
Molecule: messenger RNA, 2584 nt
Organism: Lotus japonicus
Lineage: Eukaryota; Viridiplantae; Streptophyta; Magnoliopsida; Fabales; Fabaceae
Exons: 8
Coding region: 237-2396 (719 amino acids)
Biological process (GO): positive regulation of transcription by RNA polymerase II
Cellular component (GO): NSL complex; MLL1 complex; Ino80 complex
Molecular function (GO): G-quadruplex RNA binding; protein binding
Source: RefSeq, a predicted model, not a curated record